Molecule: messenger RNA, 2091 nt
Organism: Suillus fuscotomentosus
Lineage: Eukaryota; Fungi; Basidiomycota; Agaricomycetes; Boletales; Suillaceae
Exons: 4
Coding region: 1-2091 (696 amino acids)
Source: RefSeq, a predicted model, not a curated record
AUGCCCCCAAAGGCCAGUGCAACUCGCAAGCACACGAAGAUCACGAAAAAGCGUCCCUCGCGCAAGAAUGCGAAGGCAAUAAAAAAACCAGGGAAAAAUUCGGGUUUAAACCCGUCUUUGAAUUCAGAUGCAAGCCAGAUCGGUGUCCGUGUCGAACAACCUCAAGGUCCGGCAUCAUACCAGCAACUAAUUUUGUUAAUCGAAUCCGAAGGCAUGGACGAGGAUGAGGACGAUGAGGACGAGGAUGAUGAGAUGGAGGAGGAAGAUGAUAUGGAGGAAGUCAAUAUGGAGGAAGCCGAUGAACAUCUCGCACAACCAGGUCCGUCACACGACUACUACUCAUCGUCCAUGCAGCCAGCUCCACCGCCGGACUCCCGGCAGCUCCCUCGACAACAUCUUGGGCAACCAGGCCCGUCGCACGACUACCACCCACCGUUCAUGCAGCCAGCUCCACCGCCGGACUCCCGGCAGCUCCCUCAGCAACAUCUUGGGCAACCAGGCCCGUCGCACGACUACCGCCCACCAUUCAUGCAGCCAGCUCCACCGCCGGACCCCCGGCAGAUCCCUCGACAACAUCUUGGGCAACCAGGCCCGUCGCACGACUACCGCCCACCGUUCAUGCAGCCAGCUCCACCUCCGGACCCCCGGCAGAUCCCUCGGCAACAUCUUGGGCGACCAGGCCCGUCGCACGACUACCGCCCACCAUUCAUGCAGCCAGCUCCACCUCCGGACCCCCGGCAGCUCCCUCGGCAACAUCUUGGGCAACCAGGCCCGUCGCACGACUACCGCCCACCGUUCAUGCAGCCAGCUCCACCGCCGGACCCCCGGCAGAUCCCUCGACAACAUCUUGGGCAACCAGGCCCGUCGCACGACUACCGCCCACCGUUCAUGCAGCCAGCUCCACCGCCAGACUCCCGGCAGCUCCAACAGCAACCAGCCCCUCAUGCUCACACUUACGGGCUCCCACAGAUGCCAUUCGCACCACCGGAACUCGUGUCUCGUGAGGCACAUCAAUUUGAUGUGCCCACACCGACAACCUUCAGGAAUAUCGGACACAUGCAAGAGCCGCAGAGGGAGGAAGAACGGACACGUUAUCUGGGACGCUUACCCAUCGACCUGCCCGGAAUUCGGAAGGUAUUCGUAUACGAUCCUCGCCGCCCACCCGAAGGCCACCGGGGACAACUGUUCCCAACCGGAGUUAUCAGAGCUACAGGAGACAUCACUGUUACUGCACCACUCCCGUCUCGCAGAGAGCUGCCUCCGGUGUCUACUCCUCCCUCGCCUAUCACUAAUUUGCCUGUGGCUGGCUCCGGGCCUGUGGCCAACAGUCCUGCACGCUCCCAUCCCUAUGCUCCCCAACGUCCGACUAAUGAGCAGUUCAAGAAAUUGAUGGAAGCCGCGAAGUCUAAUAUGCGCCGCAAGGUGUUACUAGAGAACGCUAUGCCCGAAACGGGCGUCAACACAGCGAUGGCGGAGGCAGCGCUGUCGGCAGCUCGCCAGGACUUCAUGCCUGACGCGGAGGUUCCCAACUACGAAACCUGUCUUAAGAGCCUCCGAACCCUCACAACGACCAUACGAACGGCCUUCAAAACGAGGGCGCGCCGCGAAGUCCCAGUCCAUUAUGAUCUUAACCGUCCGUUGGACGCAAAUGCGGAGAUCGCGCACAGGAAACAACGUGUACCGAUACUCGUUGAGAAUCACGCGUACUUGUUUUUGCACGAAAUGAAUGAUCUGGACUCGCUGGCCCCAGUCAAUCAUCCUGGCGUACACGCCGUCAUCGUUGCAGCUGUGUGGGAAACCGGCUUCCACACAGAGCUUGACAUAGACGACGUGGACGCUCUCGACAAUCUGAUUUCACUCGGCGGCGCUGCAACACAUUCAGUCCUCAUGGAGCAUCUCAACGGGAGACGUCAGACGGUGGAGUUUUCAGCAUCUUCGUCAUCUGGAGCAGAGUAUCGUUUCAUUCAACAACACAAUCUCACCAUUCGUAACGUUCCUGCAGUAUAUCACGCUUCCAUUUCUUUAAAGAAAGAUUUAGUUGAACGAGGUAUAUCUACUAUCAGUACGGCUAGUAUGUCUGAUGAUCUGUAG